Molecule: messenger RNA, 3209 nt
Organism: Vombatus ursinus (common wombat)
Lineage: Eukaryota; Metazoa; Chordata; Mammalia; Diprotodontia; Vombatidae
Gene: SPOCK2
Product: SPARC (osteonectin), cwcv and kazal like domains proteoglycan 2
Exons: 11
Coding region: 402-1688 (428 amino acids)
Molecular function (GO): calcium ion binding; protein binding
Source: RefSeq, a predicted model, not a curated record
UAUUUCAGUAUCUCAGUCUCAGUCUCUCUUCCCCUCUCUUCCUCCCCUCCCCCCCUUUUUUUCCUCAAGCCAGGUAUGAUGAUGUCAAACAUGAUGCUGAUGCUACAGUUACAGACACAGCCCCUCCUGGCGCAGCCUCUGAUUCUCUUUGCCUUUCUGCUUCCAGCUCUGGGGGUUUUCAGACAAGUGCAUCUCCUAAUCAGGUCACAUUUCAUCUAGGACCUACCAUCCAUCUCUUUCCCCAGUCAUUUCAGUGGUGGAGGAGGAGGAGGAGGAGAGAAGACGACUUUGGACUGCAUUGGGGUGGGAGAGGGAGAGGGAAGGAAAUUAAGGCAAAGAAAAUUUAAAAAACAAAAACAAAAAAUAAAACAAAGACUAACCAACCCCAAUCCAGAUCAAAGAUGAGCUCUGGGGGUUUUGGGCUGCGGCUGCUGCUGCUACCCCUUCUGCUCAUCACCGCCCCUGCACCCGGCUCGGCGGAGGGGGAUUCUAAGGGGGUCAAGGAUGGCGAGACCCCUGGCAAUUUCAUGGAGGACGAGCAAUGGCUGUCGUCCAUCUCCCAGUAUAGCGGCAAGAUCAAGCACUGGAACCGCUUCCGAGACGAGGUAGAGGAUGACUACAUCAAGAGCUGGGAGGACAGUCAGCAAGGAGAUGAAGCGCUGGACACCACCAAGGACCCCUGCCAGAAGGUGAAAUGCAGCCGACAUAAGGUGUGCAUCGCUCAGGGCUACCAGAGAGCCAUGUGUAUCAGCCGGAAGAAGCUGGAGCACAGGAUCAAGCAGCCAGCCCUGAAGCUCCAUGAAAACAAAGAAGGCUUUUGUAAACCAUGUCACAUGACCCAGCUGGCCUCUGUCUGUGGCUCUGAUGGACACACUUACAACUCGGUGUGUAAACUGGAACAGCAAGCCUGCCUGACCAGCAAGCAGCUGACAGUGAAGUGUGAGGGUCAGUGCCCUUGCCCCACGGAGCAGGCCCCAGUCUCCACCACAGACACUAAACAAGACACCUGCACGGGGCAAGACCUGGCGGAUCUGGGGGACCGGCUGCGGGACUGGUUUCAGCUCCUUCAUGAGAACUCCAAACAGAACGGCACCGCCAGCGCUGGAGCCAGCCCCGCCGGCGGGCUGGACAAGAGCCUGGGGGCCAGCUGUAAGGACUCCAUUGGUUGGAUGUUCUCCAAACUGGACACAAGCAAUGACCUGUUCCUGGACCAGUCUGAGCUGGCCGCCAUCAACCUGGACAAGUAUGAGAUCUGCAUCCGUCCCUUCUUCAAUUCCUGUGACACCUACAAAGACGGCCGCGUCUCCACUGCCGAGUGGUGUUUCUGCUUCUGGAGAGAGAAACCCCCCUGCCUGGCUGAACUGGAGAGGAUUCAGAUCCAGGAGGCAGCUAAAAAGAAACCUGGCAUCUUCAUCCCCAGCUGUGAUGAGGAUGGCUACUACAGAAAGAUGCAAUGUGAUCAGAGCAGUGGCGACUGCUGGUGUGUGGACCAGAUGGGCCAAGAACUGACGGGAACCCGGCUACAUGGGAGCCCAGACUGUGAUGACAUCGUUGGGUUCUCCGGGGACUUUGGGAGUGGCGUUGGCUGGGAGGACGAGGAGGAGAAGGAGACUGAGGAGGCGGGUGAAGAAGCCGAGGAGGAGGAGGAGGAGGCAGGCGAGGCAGAUGAUGGAGGCUAUAUCUGGUAGAAGCCCAGUGAGGGAGGCCUGGGGGGAGGGGGAUGCUGGGGUACUGACAGCUGGGAGGGGACAAAAAAGCAGUGAACUGGGCAGAAACAGGGCAGCUUAGUGAGUUGAUCAGGAAAACACAGUCGAAUGUAACUUGAUUCCAGUGGGGAAGAAUGAACGCAUGUGAGCGUGUGAUAUAUUUGUGGAGUGUGUGACAGGUGUGUGUGUGUGUGUGUGAUGGGUGUGACAAGUGAGCAUGUGCAUGACCUGCAGCUGUGGGCAGUGUCAUUGAAUGAUGCCCCUCCUGGCAAACCAAACCACCAAAAGUCACCUCCAGCCUUCACUCAUUUUUUUUUUAAAUACUACAUUAAAAAUUGAUGAGAUGUGAUACUCUUUCCCUCUCUACACCCUGAUACGCCUUCCUAAGCUAGAAUUUGACUCACCCAUUCACCCCAAAUGCCCUGUGAUUGCUGUCCAUCCUAUCUGUCCCUGUCCUCUCUGGCUUUUUAUACUAGGCCCAACUCCUCCAUAUCCUGGGGUCAAGCAGCCACUUGCCCGAGGUUCUGGCCUUAGCUCCAAAGGCGAAUGUCCUGUGGUCCACCAAGGUGGAGAGUGCAAAUUGUUCUCAGGGUGUGCACCCUUCCCAAAGACCAGGGGCCAUGACUCUUGAGCUCUUUUGGCAGUGAGACUGUCAACCAUUGUCACUAGCCUCAGAAAGGAGGAGAAAGCCAUCCUCUGGAAGUGAGCCCUUCUAAUGGCUGGGUUCUUGCAAGGCCAGAGAGUUUCUUUCAGCCUGGGUUGUGGGAGAGAUGGUGGGGAGAUGGAUGGGGGAAGGGGCAGAAGCUCCCACAGCUACUGGAAGAAGUUUAGGGUUGGUGAUGAAGAGGAGGCCUUGCCCACCCAACAGCUCCUACAAAGCUGUGCUAAAGGUAUCAUUGGGUGGGCUCAGGUCCCCGUGGAUGGCUGCCCAACGUCCACCUCCUUGUCCCUAGGAUUGGGAGCACCUCCACAGAGUUGAAAGACUGGAUACCUUUGGGGUGAGGAUUGGAACAGUUCUGACUUGUAGAACAUCGGUGUAGGGCCUUCUUGGGCGGAGCAUGGCCUAGCCUCUUCCUAUAGCAGUGAUUUUCCCCAAACCCCAGGUGGGAUUUAAAGCCAGGACUGCUUUCUUUGGGGAGCAGUUCCAUCCACCUUCCCCUUUCAGUUUCUGCCCAAGAGCUGGGCUGUGGUGACUUGUUGCCCCCAUAAAUUGGUAUUGAGGAUGUUAGGUCUUGCUAGGGAUAGAAAUUAAAAUACCUGGAGCACUUCUGUAUUUCUUUCCUGGCCCCUUUAUCAGAAUUUCCCCUUCUUUUCCUGAACCAAUGGAAACAGGCAAUCUCAUACAAGUUUUUGAAACAAAUUUUGAAGCUGGCCAGAUGACUCUGGAGGUGGGUGGUAGGUGAAAGGGAGGCAUUCUACUUUGCUGCCUUCUCUGGGCCUCCGUCCUCCCUCCCCUACCCACCCAUUCAUUCAGCAAGCCCUUAUUAAGUACCUACUAUGUAC